Stylonychia lemnae is the source of this 483-nucleotide messenger RNA. The record is from the annotation of a GenBank genome assembly. NCBI's taxonomy places the organism in Eukaryota, Ciliophora, Spirotrichea, Sporadotrichida, Oxytrichidae.
AUGCUAGUUAUUCUACUAAAUCUAAUUUUAACUCUACACUUUACUGUUUAAAAAGCAAUCAAACGAGAAAAUUUGAUCAGAAGCCUCGCCUAUACUUCUGCUAGUUUCAAAAAACUCGAUGACAAUAUCUGGCCAUUUAAAGUUGAACGCAUUAAAAAUUUGAUGAUGAAUAACUUGGCUAGCAAUCAGUACAUAGUAUUCCUUAAUAUCCGGUUCUACAAGAGCCCUAUGGAUUAUUCUCUGGUUUAACUAAUCCUCUAGUCCAAUAAAUUAAGUCUAAUUAUGCUUACAAGCAUGCCUCUGUUAUAAUGCAUUAUAUAAAAUUUGAAGUUAAAUUGCUUUUUCUCCAAUAUCCUGGCUAAGGACCUAUAUCUGAGCCUCCUCUACAAAUUGCAACAGAAGAUGGACAAGGUCGACAUUAUCCUGGUAUUGUCAUCUUUACUAGUGAGAAUGAUUUACCCACUGGGCAAGGAUCACAACUGA